This is a messenger RNA of Pieris macdunnoughi, 1230 nucleotides long. Lineage: Eukaryota; Metazoa; Arthropoda; Insecta; Lepidoptera; Pieridae. The record is from the annotation of a GenBank genome assembly.
AUGAUGGCUACAAAUGGAUUAUUACCGUCCACUCAAGGAAACGUGGCGAGCGAUGAUGAAGCCGUCCGCAAUCUUCAGGAAUAUCUACGAAUAAAAAGCGUUCAUCCGAAUGUAAAUUAUGAGGAAUGUCUGGUAUAUCUUAGAGGUCAAGCCGCACAGCUGGGUUUACCGGUCCAAGUUUUUGAGGUGGUCCCCCAUAAACCUAUACUGGUAAUGACCUGGGAAGGCCAGGAACCAGCCCUUCCGAGCAUUCUCCUCAACUCGCAUAUGGACGUUGUACCUGUGUUUGAAAAAAGUUGGACAUACCCACCAUUCGAAGGUCGCGUAGUUGACGGAGUGAUUUACGGUCGAGGUGUGCAGGACAUGAAGUCUGUUGCUGUACAGUACUUAGAGUCAAUAAAACGACUCAAAAACAAAGGAAUUACUUUUAAGCGCACAAUACACUUGAGUUUUGUUCCAGACGAAGAAGUCGGGGGAGAUCAGGGUAUGGCGCAAUUUGUCAAGUCCGAACAUUAUAAAAAGUUAAACAUCGGGUUUGCACUAGACGAGGGUCUUGCUAGCCCCACAGAUCAUUACGUUGUAUACAAUGGAGAAAGAAGCAUUUGGCAUGUAAGAGUAAUUUGUCCCGGAAUGUCCGGUCACGGCUCUCUACUGUUGCCGGACAAUUGUGGUGAAAAGAUGCGAUUCAUCAUAGACAAGUUCAUGGACCUUCGUCAAGAGUCUAAAAAGAAAUUGGAAGAAAACCCUCAAUUAACGAUCGGGGACAUAACGUCCAUCAAUCUAACAAUGCUUAAGGGUGGCAUUCAAGAAAACGUAAUUCCUGAGAAACUAACCGUCAGUUUCGAUUUGCGUUUAGCCUUGUCCGUUGAUUUCGUCGAGUUUGAAAAUAUGAUUAAGGAUUGGUGUACGAAAGCCGGAGCAAACGUAACCUACGAGUUCGUUCAAAAGGAUGAUUAUGUCUUACCAACUCCUACUGAUUCCUCCAAUGGCUACUGGAUGGCAUUUAAGACCACAAUUGAACAACUAGAUAUUCCAUUGGACCUUCGCACAUUUCCUGGUGGCACUGACUCUCGUUUUAUUCGUAAAACAGGCGUUCCCGCCUUAGGAUUUUCGCCGAUGCGACGUACACCACCAGGUCUUCAUGAACAUAAUGAAAGUCUACAAAUAUCUGUGUUCUUAGAAGGCAUCAAAACAUAUGAAGCUGUUAUUCCUGCUAUUGCUAAUGUGUAA